Messenger RNA from Chenopodium quinoa (quinoa), 1078 nucleotides. RefSeq names its product late embryogenesis abundant protein D-29-like. Lineage: Eukaryota; Viridiplantae; Streptophyta; Magnoliopsida; Caryophyllales; Amaranthaceae. Bases 180 to 914 code for a protein of 244 amino acids. The record is from RefSeq and is a predicted model, not a curated record. The transcript is spliced from 2 exons.
AUAUCAUAUCCUUCUAUAUUAUACGCCUAAAUUAGUUACAAUUAUUCUUCAAGGAUCUCCAACUUUCAUUUACAUAUAAUCUAACUUUUGUGUCCUAAGAAUUACUUUGUAUUAAUUAAUCAUAGUAGUUGUUGAUAUUUAACUAUUUGGCGUAACAUAACAGCAUACGUGAUUAGCUAAUGACGGCACGACUACGCUCCGGGAUGAAGUUGAUGUUGUUGGUGAUUGUGGUGGCUGUGGUGGUGGCGGACAAUGUCACCGUGUCGCAUGCACACGAAGCCACCGAGGAGGAGAUUAAAGAAGGCGGUGAAUCGUGGAUGGGGUGGGCUAAGGAGAAGAUCCAAGAGGGGCUUGGAUUAAAACAUCAAAAUGUUGGUGAUGCAGCAAACGAAGCCAAAGAGAAGACAUAUGAAAAAGCAAAUGAAGCCUCCGACAAAGCAAACGAAAAGGCACGACAAGCUAAAGAUAAAACAUCCGAAGCUACUAGAGAUGCCGCGAACAAGGCUGCAUCGACGAAAGAUGCAGCCACAGAGCAUGCCGAAGUGGUGAAGGACAAGGCUCAGCAAUACGCCAACGAGGCCUCUAACAAGGCCUCGAAUGUCAAAGACCAAGUCCAACAACAAUCGGAAACAGUAGGCCGUAAAGCUCAAGAGGCCAAGGAGGCAACGGGCCAGAAGGUUGAUGAGGCAAAGGAGGCAACGGCUCGAAAGGCUCAAGAUGCCAAGGAGAAGGCCCAAGAUGCUAAGGAAGCCGCAGAGGAGCAUUCGAGUUGGAUGAAGGAGAAGGCCAAGGAAGGGUAUGAUGCUGCUAAGAAGAAGGCUGGUGAUACUUUGCGUAAUGCUAAGGAGAUUGCUCAAGAUAUGACCUCGACUCGUAACAUUGCUGAUAACGAUGACGACGAUGAUGAGCUCUAAAUUAGAAGUGUAUGUUGCAAUGGUCGUAGAUGGAGGGAAGGAAGACACGGAUUUGUAGUUAGUGUUUUGGCCAUUUUGAAGGAAUGCCUUUCCUUUUUAUGUUAUUAUAGUAUGAAAUUUAUGUAUGUGUGAAAAAAUGUUAUCCUAUAGUCAGUUUUAUUGCA